CGCGUGGCGAAAGGUCACACGACCACGGCUCAUUUCAAUACUUGCGUGAUCGCGGUGACGUUGCGAAAAUGGUGACGUUCCGGCCGAGUGUGUUCCUUCAGGCUCUGGGGCUCAUCUACGCCAUUGCGUUCUGCUCGCUGUACAGUCAAGUGCAGUGCCUAUAUGGACCGGAUGGUUUGGAGCCUGUGGCGCCCUUCAUGACCAAGAUUCAGAAAGACCUGGGCGAUCACCCCCUUCAUCGGUUUCUCCACGUGCCGAGCCUUGUGUGGUUCCACGACAGUGUCGGCUUGUCGCCCGACUUGGCGAUCGAGCUCGUCUGCUUGGUAGGGAUGGUGCUUGGGACGCUAGCCGCCGCCAAUAUCAUUCUCGUUCCGGAAUCCUUUGGAGCGAUGUGGCUGUCGUAUUUGUCUGUCGUAUUGAUGGGAGGAUCGUUCAUCCGAUGUGAAUGGGACGCGUUGUUGCUGGAAGUUGGGUUCUUGGCCAUCUGGAUGGCGCCACCCUUUAGCAACGCGACCCUUUUCGAACCACCACAGGUCAUUCUUUGGGCGCUUCGCUUCGUUUUUGUCAAGUUCAGCCUCAUGGCGAGUGCCUCUAAGAUCCUCUCGGGGUGCCCCACCUGGCUCGGACUCACUGCGCUCGACUAUCACUUUGCCACACAAGAAGUGCCGAACCCGCUGAGCUGGUACGCUCAUCAGCUAUCGCCUGGCGUGCAUAGCGUGUUGGCGGCGGCAUCCUUGUUCAUCCAAGGCCCGCUAACGCUGCUGAGUCUGUCCCCGUCUGCGUGGCAUCGCUACCCCGUAUUCUACCUCAACCUUGCGCUGCACCUGUCAAGCUUGUUCACGGGUAACUACGGAUUCUCGAACGUGCUGGCGAUUUCGUUGGCGUACACGGUCUUGCCCUCGACGUCGGAACCAUCGACGGACCGCUUCACGGCAGUGCGGUAUGCUGCGAUUGCUCUCGGGUUCGCCGGUCUCUUGGCGGCCACGUACUCGAUGUUUGAGCUUGUGUACGAAAAUGGUCAAGUGGCUGGGCUUCGAUACGCUCUGCGAGUCGGGCAAACCAAACACGCCCUCCAGUAUGUCGUUCCGGGGGUGGUGUGGGGGGCGCUUGGCGUCGCGUUAGCUGCGGCCGUGUGGCAAAACGCCCGGCUGUUUUACGCUGGAUGUGUCGAGUUGACGAAGUUUCGGCUCGGGGCGUCGUUCGCGUCGGGCCACUGCGCCGUUUUCAGCCUCGUUGGGCUCCUUGUUCUCGGAGGGCUCACCAUGCCUCUUGCUCAAAUGCAUCCAGGGUUCUCCGAGACAUUACCGGGCGUGAUCAAGACCGCAUCGAUCAUUGCGUCGCGACUACAUGUGUCCGCCGCAUACGGCAGCACGGAGAAAUCCAGCGGUGUCCGCAAAGUCAUGGUCCAAGGCACGUUCGCCAACGAAUUUGCGAUUGUCGCGCGGCCGGAAGUUGUCUUGGAAGGAAGUGCUGACGGCGGCAAGACAUGGCAUGCCCUGGAUUUGCAUUUCAAACCUGGCAGCGUGGAUGCAUCUCCUUCCUUUGUCGCCCCUCAUCAAAGCCGCAUCGACUGGCAAAUGGCCGCUGCCGCGAAAGGCAACUACAGCGAACACCCGUGGCUCGUUCAUUUCGUCAUGAAGGUGCUGCAGGGAUCACCAGCGGCACUCGGCGCGCUCCACUUAGACAAAACGCCCUUUUCGACUGAGUCGCCGCCCAAGGCUGUCCGUGCGCAAUUGUACAACUACGACUUUACGCGGUGGAACACGUCAUGGGCCCGCAACGUCCCCCACGUCGAAGUCUUGCGUACGAGAACCAACUCAACCGCGGCCAAUGGCACCGCCUUGGCAUCUCCUUGGUGGACUCGGACGUUCGUGAAAGAGUACUUGCCCGCCGUGGACUUGAACAACCCGUCGUUGAACAAGUUUAUCCAGAGUUUUGGAUGGCCUCCAGAGAAAGUGGCGUCGGAUGUUGGGGUCACGUACUGCACGACGGCGUCGACCCACCCCAAGUUGUGCCACAGCUUGGUCACGUUGCACUCGAUUCGUUCCAUUCGGCUUUACCUGAUGGCGGCUAUUGCCGUCUUCAUGGUGGUCAAGCACCGCUUGGACCGGUGGCUGACUCGCAAUGACGUUGCCGAAUCGACUGACAAGACAAAGCUCGACUGAUCGAUCGGCUGGUCAGCCGUCGAAGAGCAUGCGUGUUUAGAUGGGGCCAUGUAAGCUGUAAACAUGCCAUGCACAUUGUCGUCACUGCACCUUGACAACCAGCUAUUUAUAUAACCAGCCACGUCAA
Aphanomyces invadans is the source of this 2292-nucleotide messenger RNA. RefSeq lists its product as hypothetical. Lineage: Eukaryota; Oomycota; Saprolegniomycetes; Saprolegniales; Verrucalvaceae. Gene Ontology annotation, biological process: protein maturation. The record is from RefSeq and is a predicted model, not a curated record. Gene Ontology annotation, cellular component: endoplasmic reticulum membrane. Bases 69 to 2165 code for a protein of 698 amino acids. The transcript is spliced from 7 exons.